Messenger RNA from Closterium sp. Naga37s-1, 783 nucleotides. NCBI's taxonomy places the organism in Eukaryota, Viridiplantae, Streptophyta, Zygnematophyceae, Desmidiales, Closteriaceae. The record is from the annotation of a GenBank genome assembly.
AUGAUGAAGGCCGGAUUCUCUGGAGAGGAGGCGCCGCGUGCUGUAUUUCCCAGCAUUAUCGGUCGAGGAACGGACGAGUAUCCUUUCUACGUUGGUGAUGAAGCCGUGUCCAAGCGUGAAACUGAAAGUUUGACGCUGAAAUAUCCUAUUGAGCACGGUAUUGUGACGAACUGGGACGACAUGGAAAAGAUUUGGGACCACACCUUCAAAGAUGGGCUUCGUGUCAAUCCAAGCGAACAUCCGGCGGUGCUUAUGACUGAAGCUCCUCUGAAUCCUGCGGCAAAUCGCGAGGAGAUGGCGCGGAUUUUGUUUGAGACUUUCAACGUGCAGGCAAUGUAUGUCGCCCUUGAGGCCGUGCUCUCCAUGUACGCCGCCGGUCGUACCACUGGAAUUGUUCUGAACUCCGGUUAUGGCGUGACGCACGCUGUCCCCAUCAUCGAGGGUAACGCUCUGCCACACGCGAUUCUCCGUUUGGACCUUGCCGGUCGUGAUUUGACUUCGUCCAUGGUUUCGAUGUUGUGUGAGAGGGGUCACGCCUUUACCACAUCUGCCGAGCGGCAAAUUGUGAAGGACAUCAAGGAGAAGCUCGCAUUUGUUGCUCUUGACUUUCAGAAUGAGAUGGCUUCGCUGGCGACAUCUGACUUGGAGAGUAAGUAUGAGCUUCCUGAUAGCGAGACUAUUACCGUUGGUUCGGAGCGAUUUAGGUGCCCAGAAGCGCUCUUCAACCCAGGGUUGGCUGGCAAGGAAGGCUCGGAUGUGGAUUACCAAGCAGGAGUACGAUGA